ACGAGACGACGGUUGGUUUUUCGACCACAGCUGCAAAAGCAAGAACAACAUAAGACACAGAGAGAAAGAGAGAGCAAGAGAGCGCCUGUGCGCAUGCCAAACGUGAAAAGUGAAAGAAAACAUCUUCGUAUUGCUUCGGCUGCGCGUGCGUCUUCGUGUCAUCGAGAGAGUGUGUGAGAGAGAGAGAGAGAGAGAGAGAGUCGAGGCGACGUCGGCUUAAGCUCGACUUGGCUAACGGCCACGAAUUCAGUUGCCGUGCUGAACGCCAAGCGAACGGAACUGUGCGCAGCGCGACGCGUCUUAUAAUUUACUUUAUUGUUGCCCUGGCAAUUUCGAACGCGACUUUUCACGUCUAACGGUCUGACGCGACCUAACGGUACGCGCCUGGUGCUCGAGAAAUUGUGCGCAUUAAUUUUUUUGCCUGUUUGUUUUUUUUUUUUUUUGUUUUUGUUUUUGUCAAAUUUAUUUAUUUUUUUUUUUUUGGUUGUGUGCAAAGGAUAAACAAGUUCGGCUCGGCUGACACACUUUCCAGGCACACCUGUUGCCCAGCUGCCCGCAGCGUGAAUCGCAAAAGAUUUCUGCACAAUUUGUUGUGUUUUCUUUACAAUUGUGCUGGCGAGAAACAUUCAUAACUUUUGCGCAUUAAAAGGAAACAAGAAACGUGUAAACAAAGGCAAAGCACAAAGCGAAAUUAGUGUGAAAACAAAUUGCAAAUUCUAAGAAAAAAAAAAACCAAAAAGCCAAAAGAAAAAACAACCUAGAGGAGAAAAGUUUCCAAAAAGUAAAACAAAAAAGAACAAGAAACAGCAGCAGAAGAUCAACAACAAGUGAGCGACAAAAUGCAACGCACGCAGUCGCUGCUGCUGCCGCUGCCGUUGCUGCUGCUGGUGCUGCUGCUGGCGUCAGCGCAGACGCAGACACAGACGCAGGCGCAGGCGCAGAAUAUAGAUGGGGACUGCAGUUUUCCGGGCUCGCCGGCGCACAGCAGCGUCGUCUUCUCCAGCGCGAACCUGACGCAGGGCACCGUCGCCUCCUACAGCUGCGAGCGCGGCUUUGAGCUGCUGGGACCUGCGCGACGUGUCUGCGACAAGGGCCAAUGGGUGCCAGAGGGUAUACCCUUCUGUGUGCUAAAUGUGGCCGCUGGCAAGGCGCCGAUGCAAAUAUCAACGGAUGGGGCUGGCGCACCGCAGAAGGCCAUCGAUGGCUCCACGUCGGCCUUCUUUACGCCGGAGACGUGCUCCCUAACGAAGCCCGAACGCUCGCCCUGGUGGUACGUCAAUCUGCUGGAGCCCUAUAUGGUGCAGCUGGUGCGUCUGGACUUUGGUAAAUCCUGUUGCGGCAACAAGCCGGCGACAAUUGUGGUGCGCGUUGGCAACAAUCGUCCGGAUUUGGGCACAAAUCCAAUAUGCAAUCGUUUUACGGGCCUACUGGAGGCCGGACAGCCGCUCUUCCUGCCAUGCAAUCCGCCAAUGCCGGGCGCCUUUGUUAGCGUACAUCUGGAGAACAAUACACCGAAUCCGUUGUCCAUAUGCGAGGCAUUCGUCUAUACGGAUCAGGCGUUGCCCAUCGAACGCUGUCCCACGUUCCGGGAUCAGCCGCCGGGCGCACUGGCCUCCUACAAUGGCAAAUGCUAUAUAUUCUACAAUCGCCAGCCGUUGAAUUUUCUGGACGCGCUGUCGUUCUGCCGUUCGCGCGGCGGCACGCUGAUCAGCGAGAGCAAUCCGGCGCUGCAGGGCUUCAUCAGCUGGGAGCUGUGGCGUCGCCAUCGCAGCGAUAUCAGCUCCCAGUACUGGAUGGGAGCUGUGCGCGAUGGCAGCGAUCGCAGCAGCUGGAAGUGGGUCAAUGGCGAUGAGCUGACCGUCUCGUUCUGGAAUCAUCCCGGCGGCGAUGAGGACUGCGCCCGCUUUGACGGCUCCAAGGGCUGGCUCUGGAGCGACACCAACUGCAAUACGCUGCUCAACUUCAUAUGCCAGCAUCAGCCGAAGACCUGCGGCCGGCCCGAACAGCCGCCGAACUCCACUAUGAUUGCGCUGAAUGGUUACGAGGUUGGCGCACAGAUUAAAUACAGCUGCGAUGCGAAUCAUUUGCUUGUGGGACCUGCAACACGCACCUGCCUCGAGACCGGCUUCUACAACGAAUUUCCGCCCGUCUGCAAAUACAUUGAAUGCGGCCUGCCCGCCAGCAUAGCGCACGGCUCCUACGGGCUGCUCAAUGGCACCGUCGGCUACCUCAGCCUGGUGAAGUACGCCUGCGACGAGGGCUACGAGAUGAUCGGACGCGCUCUGCUCACCUGCGACUUUGACGAGCGCUGGAAUGGACCGCCGCCACGCUGCGAGAUUGUCGAGUGCGAUACGCUGCCGGGCAACUAUUACAAUACGAUAAUCAGUGCGCCGAAUGGCACCUACUACGGCUCCAAGGCGGAGAUCAGCUGCCCACCCGGCUACCGCAUGGAGGGGCCGCGUGUGCUCAGCUGCCUGGCUACGGGACAGUGGAGCAGCGCUUUGCCGCGCUGCAUUAAGCUGGAGCCUUCCACGCUGGCCACGCCCGCCGCACCACCGCUGCCGCCCUCUACGGCUGCGACGCCCGUGCCGCCCUCGUAUAGGCCCAAGAUCACGGCCAGCACGAGCCGCACGCCCGCCUAUCGUCCCUCCUCUUCCUCCUCCAGCAGCAGCAGCAGCAGCAGCAGUGCCACGCCCAGCACCGCAGCCAGCUAUCCGCAUCCACAUCCCAGUCACAGCACGCCGCACGUGGAAAUCAACGGCGAGGCCGACUCCGAGGAGGACAACAUCAAUGUGCCCGUGCCGGGCACGGUGCGCGAGGAGUUCCCGCCCCGGCGCACCGUCCGGCCCGUGCUCAUUCCCAAGAAGCCGAGCAGCACGCCGGCCACGAGCACCACGCAGCAUGCGCCGGCGCCAGUGUCCACCUAUGCGCCGACUCCGGCGCGCACGCGUCCCACGCUGGAGACGAGCACGCGAAACACACAGCAGAUCAUACUCAAUUCGCAUCCGCAGGAUAAUGAGAUUGCGGACAGCGUCAACAUACGACAGAAUCAAUCGCCCAAUGUCAACGUUCCGUUCGCCGUCGACAAUCCCGACCGCAAGGAGACCAAAGAGGCCAAACUCAAUCUGGGCGCCAUUGUGGCUCUUGGUGCUUUUGGUGGCUUCGUCUUCCUGGCCGCUGUUAUCACCACGAUUGUCAUCCUUGUCAGAAGCACCCCGAACAGCAAACGGCGGCACCUCGCUAAACAUUUUACCAAUUACAAUCAUCACAACCACCAUCAUCACCACCAGCAGCAGCAUCCGCGGCCGCACCACCACCAACAACACCAGCAGCUCCACUGGAAGCACCAGCAGCAGCAGCAGCAGCAGCAACAAAAGCAGCGACGCCAGCAGCAGCAGGAGAGGCUGCAGCAGGAGGCAAGGGGAGGCAGCGGAGCGCCGCCAAACCGAUUGCCCAGCUAUGCAACGGCAACGGCCAGAAGCGCCACCAGCUACGCCUCGACGGCACAGCUGACGCGCUGCAGCGGCAAGAUUGGAAGCGGCGGCGGCCUGCUCGGUGGCUAUCAUAUGCGGCUCUUUGGCGAUGGAUACGGCAGCAUCGGUUCGAGCACACGCUGCGAGCCGGCGGGCUCGCUCUGGUAUAGCGUCCUGGCGCUGCCCUUCGACGAUCAGAAGCUGGCGCGGCGCGAGCUGAGCACCUAUGGGCGUGGCUAUCGAGCGAGGGCGGGGCUGUUUAGCAGCAGCCACAUAAACCGCACCACGCAGCAUUAUCGGCAUCGCGCCUCGCCCGACUGCAACACGGUCGCCAGCUUUGACAGCUCCACUUCCGGCUCUCGCAAUGGCCUCAACAGAUAUUAUCGCCAGGCGUGGGAGAACCUGCACGAGUCCGCCUCCAAGAACAGCUCGCACAAUGCACUGCGCCGCAAGGAGACGCUCGAUCCGCCCAGCAUGACGCGCUCUCGCGACAAUUUGCGCGACAAUAUGCAACGCUCCCGCGAGAAUCUGGACAGAUGCGGCCGAGAUAAUUAUGGCAUGCGCGACAACUCGGAGAUGGUCGUGUCGGAUGUGUGCCUCAAGGGCGAGAAGAAGCGGCAUCAUCAUCAUCAUCACAAGAGCAGCUCGCGCAACGGCGAUUAUCGCGACCGGGAUCAGUCCGCCGGACGACGUGAACAUCACAGACACAGCGGCGGCGGCGGCGGAGGUGGCGGCGUCGGCCCCGGCGGACACUAUUGACCAACCAUGAUCAUCACCAUCAGCGUGGAGGAGCAAUAGGGAGGCAAACGCACAACGAAAAAGAUGAAGAAGAAAAAAACAACAGCAACAACAAAAUUCAUAUUAAUUUUAAUUUUAAAUUUACAAUUUUUUUUUUGUGUUUCAACUUGAGCUUGAUUAUUUUUUUUUUGUUGAAUUUCGAGCUGCGACCUAGUUGUAGGUGCACACUUUCUGUUUAUAGCAAAAAAGAAGAAGAACAAGAAGAAGAAAAAUUAAGAGAAAGAAGAAGCAGAAAGGACAGCUAAAGAAGAAGAGCAGGCAUAUUAGAGCUUAAGAAAAUCUGAAAACUGUAAAAGUCGAGAUAUUUUAUAUAUAUAUAGAUAAUCGUGACUAGUUUUCAAUUGUCUACCCCCCCCCCUUCCCCAUUCCCCCCUCUCGUAUAAGCUUGCUGCAAAGUUUUUAGUUGAAAUUUGUUUAUGAAUUAGUUAAUAAAAAGCGAAAUAUGUGUGAGGCGCGAGGCGAGGCGAGGCGAGGCGUGGCGUGGUUUAUAUAACUUAGAAAUUAGUUGAAAAAAAAAAAAAAA
Molecule: messenger RNA, 4794 nt
Organism: Drosophila virilis
Lineage: Eukaryota; Metazoa; Arthropoda; Insecta; Diptera; Drosophilidae
Source: RefSeq, a predicted model, not a curated record